CGCAUUUCUUUUUCCGCUGCAACUCAACAAUCAUGGGGCUCCGCGAAAAGUUCAGGAAGAAGAACGACUCGGAGGACGAGGCCGGCGCCAACCCGUCGAGUCCCGAGUUCACCUUCAUCCGCACCGACACCCACAGCGCCGAGGUCAUCUACCCCCCGAGCGCCGGUCCACAACGGGACCCGGGCCAAGACGCGAACCAGUUCCUGUCCGCCGACCCCAGGUCGGACUCGAGCUCCAGGCAGCGCCGCAGCCUCGAUGUCUUCCGCAGCAGCCGCAGCCGGAGCGCCUCCGCGUCGAGCCAGCAUAGCUCGACCGCCCGCCGGCUGUCCCAGCGCCUGCACCUGAGCCGCAGCCCCUCCAGCUCCGAGAACGUGCCCCAGGACCUGCCCGAGAUUGUAAUGCCCGAGGACGGCACCGAGGACAAGGAGGCGACCGAGUCGCAAUGGGAGAAGCGCGCCACGAUCCUAGCCCGCGAGAACGAGAAGCGCCGCAGCCGCCCGCCCAGUCCCGUCCGCGGUUCGACGCCGCCCGUCAUCCCACGGCUGCAACUGGCUGACGAGUCGAGCGAUGGCGCGUCCGGGGCUCGAGCGAGGGCCGUCUCGUCCAAGGCGAUCGACGACGAUAUCCAGGAGGCCAUCCGAUUGCACGAGGCAGGGCGGCUAGAGGAGUCUACCGCCCUGUUCGGCCGCCUGGCGGAUCCUAAGGGGGCCAACAACCCGCUGAGUCAGGUGCUGUAUGGUCUUGCUCUGAGACACGGAUGGGGCUGCCAGCCGGAUACGGCCAAGGCCGUGACCUUCUUGUCUGCCGCAGCGUCCAAUGCCGCCGAAAUCGAGCAACUUGCUCUGCAGGCGGGGCUCAAGAAGGGCGGCGCCGCCAAGGGCGAGCUCGUCCUAGCCAUCUUUGAGCUGGCCAAUUGCUUCCGCCACGGGUGGGGGAUUCCUAAGGACCCAAUCGCUGCGAAGCAGUAUUACGAGACGGCGGCAAACCUAGGAGACACCGACGCCAUGAACGAAGUGGCAUGGUGCUACCUGGAAGGGUUCGGGACCAAAAAAGACAAGUUCGCAGCGGCCAAGUACUAUCGUUUGGCCGAACAGAACGGAAACAAGAUCAUCGGGAACUCCUGGAUAUGGAAAGAGAAGUACGACCCGGGGCGUGGCAAGAAGUAACGAGGUUCUAGCUUGCUUGCUUCCCGAGCUGAGUCACCGUUCAGGGCCGGCCAUGCCAUCUGGGGCCCCUUCGAAUACGGGCUUCGACGUCUCCCGUUCUGAUGCUGUUCGCCACACAUCUUUGUUUAUUUUCGGAGACUCCGAGAUGUGCUAGGAUGUCUGUUUUGGAUACCCAGCAAUGGAGAUUGUCUGUUUGGAGUCAAGGUUCAUUGGUUCAGGGGCUUUGUUUACACUACUGCGUACGUUACUAUUUUUUUUUUUGUGUCGCUCUCGGUUCCGCCACUUGGUUAGGGCAGCGGCAAACAAACACACGGGAAGGAAAUGCUUUUCCGAGUCUUGUUGUCGACCUCGCGUCGCCACCCUAACUGACUGGAAGAUUGAGUCAUUCUCAAAACACUAUGCCCUCCAUUUGCCCUCAUCAGUCGUGCCAAGGAGUCGGGAGGGACGGGAGAGAAGGGGACGGGGUGUGGGGGAGCGCGUCUAAACUCGACUUACUCUGCUCCAGACGGGCUGUUGAUUUCCUCUCUGG
Messenger RNA from Thermothelomyces thermophilus ATCC 42464, 1695 nucleotides. RefSeq lists its product as uncharacterized. Gene Ontology annotation, molecular function: protein binding. The coding region runs from base 33 to 1166 and encodes 377 amino acids. The record is from RefSeq and is a predicted model, not a curated record. Lineage: Eukaryota; Fungi; Ascomycota; Sordariomycetes; Sordariales; Chaetomiaceae. The transcript has 6 exons.